Thlaspi arvense is the source of this 1135-nucleotide messenger RNA. Lineage: Eukaryota; Viridiplantae; Streptophyta; Magnoliopsida; Brassicales; Brassicaceae. The record is from the annotation of a GenBank genome assembly.
GGUGCAUUUAACUUUAUAUAAACCCAACGAAAUGGAAACAGAAACACUGAAAACGAAAACAUAUACACAUCCAAAAAGAGUAACCAAUAAUAUUAUUACUUAUAUUGCCCCCCCAAAAAAAACAAUAUGGAGAACAAAGGUAAGAACAUCGAACAAGCUCAAGAAAGUUGUUAUCAACAGUGGAUGAGUUUACAAUCUCAACGCGUCCCUGAGAUUAAACAUGCCUUGGCACAACGACGAUCUCACGAGGGCACCGCCGAGGCUGACUCUGAUGAUAAAAAACUCCGUGAAUUGACACAAAAGAUCAUCGGAGAUUUUAAAGAUUACGCCGGAAAACGAGCUGAUCUUUCUCGCCGAUGUAGCUCGAGCUAUUAUGCCCCGUCGUGGAACACUCCUUUAGAGAACGCUCUGAUUUGGAUGGGUGGUUGUAGACCUUCUUCUUUCUUUAGGCUCGUUUAUGCUUUGUGCGGGUCCCAAACUGAGAUUCGUGUGACUCAGUUUCUCCGCAACGUCGACGGCUACGAUUAUUCAGGUAGCGGUGGCGCAUCUCUUAGCGAUUUAACGGCGGAGCAACUAGCUAAGAUCAACGUGUUGCAUGUGAAAGUCAUAGACGAAGAAGAGAAGAUGACCAAGAAAGUCUCGAGCCUUCAAGAGGAUGCGGCGGAUAUUCCCAUAGCCACCGUGGCUUACGCGGAGGACCACGUCGGAGAGCCUAACAUAGCAGUGGAUCAAGCUCUCGAAAAGCAAGAAAAAGCUAUGGCCACUUUAUUGGCCGAGGCCGAUAAUCUGAGGGUAGAUACUUUAGCCAAAAUCAUGGAGAUUUUGUUGCCUGUACAAGCGGCAGAUUUCUUGCUCGCGGGGAAAAAACUUCAUCUUUCGAUGCAUGAGUGGGGAACAAUGAGAGAUCGCCGCCGACGUGAAUGCAUAAUUGACGGCGAAGAAGAUGUCGGAGGAGAGUAGUCGUUAUAAUAGUAGAGAUGAUAUCAUAGGUACGUACGUGUCAAAUAUGAAAUUGCAUAAUAACAAGAUUCAUAAUCUUGGUAUUAUAAAGUUUUUGUCAUGCAGGCUUUAAUAUAUAUAGGGUAUGAUACAGUCUAGGGAUAUAUAACCCUUAUAUAUGUUAAUUUUAUUUCCC